AGCAAUCUCAAACUGCGUGCCCUGGCGACGGCCCUGUCCCCAGGCUUCUUGAGGUUUGGUGGCACCCAGACAGAUUUUCUCAUCUUUGAUCCCAACAAGGAUUCAACUCUGGAAGAAGAAAUCCUCUGGGAACUCCAGGCCCAGCAAGACACUUGUGGCUCGAGGCCUGUGUUCGCUGCUGUUGAGAAGCUACUGCUAGCCCAGUGGCCCAGGCAGGAGAAGCUGAUUCUUGCAGAGCAUGACUGGAAAAAGCACAAGAAUGCCACCAUUACAAAAAACACGCUGGAUAUUCUCUACAGCUUUGCAAACUGCUCGGGGUUUCACCUGAUCUUUGGGCUCAACGCGUUGCUGCGGACGGGUGGCUUGCAGUGGGACAGCUCCAAUGCCCGGGCACUGCUGGACUACUGCGCCUGGCGGAGGUACAACAUCUCCUGGGAGCUCGGGAACGAGCCCAACAGCUUCAGGAAGAAAUCUGGCAUCUACAUCGAUGGCUUCCAGCUGGGGCAAGAUUUUAUUCACUUACGCCAACUUCUGAGUAACUAUCGCCUCUACCGGCAUGCAAAGCUCUACGGUCCUGACGUCGGGCAGCCCCGUAAGCACACACAGAGGCUGCUGAGAAGCUUCCUGAAAUCCGGAGGGAAGGUGAUCGACUCUGUCACGUGGCACCAUUACUAUGUGAAUGGACGAAGUGCAACAAGGGAGGAUUUCUUGAGCCCUGAAGUGCUGGAUACCUUUGCCACGGCUAUACACGAAGUUCUGGAGAUCGUUGGUGGGACCGUGCCUGACAAGAAGGUCUGGCUGGGAGAGACCAGCUCUGCCUAUGGAGGGGGAGCUCCCAGGCUGUCCAACACUUACGUUGCUGGCUUUAUGUGGUUGGACAAACUAGGGCUUUCAGCCAGGCAGGGGAUUGACGUGGUGAUGAGACAGGUUUUCUUCGGGGCAGGGACCUAUCACCUGGUGGAUGCCAACUUUGAGCCUUUGCCGGACUACUGGCUCUCGCUGCUCUACAAGAGGCUGGUGGGUACCAAGGUGCUGCAGGUCCAUCUAGCAGGAGCCGACAAGAGGAAGCUCCGCGUCUACCUCCACUGCACCAACACCCUCCACCCAAAGUACAGAGAAGGGGACGUGACCCUGUUUGCUUUAAACCUCUACAAUGUUACCCAAUGUUUGCAGUUACCAAUUUACUUAUCAAGCAAGCACGUGGAUCAGUACCUCUUGCUGCCUCAUGGCAAAGAGAAUAUACUUUCCAGGUCUAUUGAGCUGAAUGGCCGUGUGCUACGGAUGGUGGAUGAGAAAACCCUGCCAGAGCUUAUCGAAAAACCCCUCGGACCCGGCAGUGUACUCGGCCUUCCAGCCUUCUCUUACGGCUUUUAUGUUAUCAGAAAUGCCAAAGCUAUUGCCUGCAUUUAAGUGGUUAACAGACACAGAGGAUAAAUUUAAAGCACUUGGCUAGUAGGGAAGUUUAAUCCUAGAAAUUAACAUUUCUACCGUGAGAUUCAAUUCUGGUGAGGGAUGCAAAUGUGGUAGCGCUGGCACAACCUGUGGGCUGGGGAAGACACAGAAUCAGAGGUGGGUUUGGGUUGGAAGGCACCUUAAAGAUCAUCUAGUUCCAACCCCCAUGUUUUUUACAUGCUUGCAUAAGACCAAAAAGAAGUCCCCCACAGGACAGGCUCCCCUCAGCGCCCCCAGCACAGGCUCCCCUCUGCCCUCCAGGACAGGACAAGGUCCCCUCAGUGGGUGCAGCCAGGGCUGGGGGGGGCCAUCGCUGCUCCACUGCCCUCCCUGCACCCCCUGGCCCCUGUAGCAGGCUGCCUUUCCCCCGGCUUCACGCAGGGCCGUGCCACACGGUGCCCUUCCCCGCCAGCCCUUGCCAUGAAGGAUGCUCGUUAAGCUCUGGCGGGGGAAUUACCCAGGUAGAGCAAGCCCAGCCGGGGCCUGGUUUUGCUCUUGGUCCAGCCUGCAUCGCUGUGCUUGAGCACCGGGUCCUUCUCCAUGUGUGGAGCCGCAUAAGCUCUGCCAGCUGGUAACCGCAGCCUCCCCUCUCCUCAUUUUCUCAGGGCUGUCUCCCUGAAAGCCUGCCUUCAGAAAGGACGAGCGGGGUUUUUCUUUUAGCUGUAGGACUGUGAUUUUUGCCUGCACCACGGGGGGAAGCCCAAGGAGGAGUUGUGGUUGCUGAGGGCAUCUCGGGGUGGAAAGCAGGGACACGCAAAGCAGAGUGAGGUCGGGGUGCCUGCAGGGGAACAUGCCUUGCUGAGAAACCAGCUCCUCCGUGGGAUUUGGGGCAGCGCCACCCAUUUUUCCUAAGCUGGGAGAGUUCAGUCACAAGCUGGAGCUGUGGCCACGUGCUUUCCAAAGGCGAGUUUUUGACACACCAAGUGCAGGCUGUUCCUGCAGGGUGGGCUACCUCAGCCCUCUCACUCGCUCAGGGGUCUCUUGUCCUCGAGGAAACUGGAAACAGGCUCUCUUGUCCCCUGAGCAAACCACCCACCCCUUGACAAUCAGAAGGACAUCAGUGGCCUUAGAGCUUCCUGGGGACAAACCUGCCCAGGCAG
Molecule: messenger RNA, 2552 nt
Organism: Athene cunicularia (burrowing owl)
Lineage: Eukaryota; Metazoa; Chordata; Aves; Strigiformes; Strigidae
Gene: HPSE
Product: heparanase
Exons: 11
Cellular component (GO): extracellular matrix; membrane
Molecular function (GO): hydrolase activity, acting on glycosyl bonds
Source: RefSeq, a predicted model, not a curated record